AUGGAAGAAAGACCAAGAGAUAUCUCUUGCAGUGGGCCGGAUAAUACCGCAACAUCAACUGAUACCCCUCACGAGGCGAUACUACGUGCACAAGAGAUUUCGCAGAAACUAGUAAAAGGCUAUUGCGAGCAAGAGGAUACAGGCAUGCUGUCUGAGAUUAUCCACAUCACGAAAGAGGCGCUUGCAGCGACAGAUCAGGACCACCCAGAGCUGCUCCACCCACUUGCCUGGGCCCUUUACAAAAAAUACAAGGACAUAGCACUUGAGUGGAAGUAUCUAGAAGAGGCGGUAACUAUCCAGAGAAGAGCCUUCAAAUCGACGACAUCUUCCUCAUCUGAUCAUCAAAAGUACUCAUACUGGUUGGCUCUGAUGCUGGGUGAUUGUUUCUAUCACACAGGACAAGUUGCCGAUUUGGAAGACGCUAUUGAAUUGAUUCAGACUUUGUUGCAGCAACUACCAGACAAGGCACCGAUGGUCCCGGUGCUUCUAGUAAAUCUUGGAAUGUUGUUCAAGGAGAAGUAUGUGCUCCUUGGAACUGAGGAGGACUUCAGUAAUGCUCGUGGGGCUAUGUACCAAGCCUUCGCAAUAGCUGCGAAAAAUGGAAAUGAAGACGCCCAGUGGCUCGAGAUAGCCAGCGAUAUUUACGACGCACGUUAUACCUGGAAGGGAAGUUUGGAAGAUCUCGAACAGGUAUCGAGAUUACGAAAGAAGUGUCUGGCUGCAACCCCAGAAGAUCGAGAAAUAGACAAGUGCGCCCGGCAGGUCAAGCUCGCAACGACACUUGAAAAUAUCCACACGAAAAAGGGUGAUGUCUCGGCUCUUCGGGAGUCAAUUGGCCUGACAGAAGAAGCAAUGUCUGCUUCGGAGGAAAGCGACCCUGAAUUGUUGUGUCUAACAAGGCACCUCAGCUUCAGAUUGUAUUUGUUGUAUCUUGAAGCAGGCGGGCUGGAGGAUCUUGAACAGGCAAUACGUCUCGGGGAGGAAUUUCUAACCAGGUGUGACAAAGACGACUCUAAGCGAUCUUCACAGCUUAUCGAUACCGCAGCCCAGCUUGCUGCUCUGUACGAAAGAACAGGUAUCCUGGGCCAUCUUGAAGAAGCCAUCAACAUGGGAAGGGAGGGUCUGGAAAAAACAUCGAGAGACAGUAGCGACCUGAUCCUGGCUCAUGGCAACCUUGGAGCAUCCCUUUCAAGUAGGUCGCAAGCAACAGGAUCGUUGGUGGAUCUUGAAGAAGCAGUCACACACGCCAGAGCAGCGCUUGAUAUUACGCCAGAGGAUUGUCCAACGCGACAUAACCAAUUACACAACUUAGCAUCCGUACUGCUCAAGAAAUUUAUCAGAGUUCAGGAUGACGUGAUGGAAUUGGAUGAAGCAAUCGCUCUUUCGAGAGAAGCAGUUGCCUCUGUUCCCAAAGACCAUCCGGACCUCGCAACGUACUUGAACCGACUAAUGGGAGGCCUGAAUAAGCGACACGAUAAGCGAGGAUCUUACCAGGAUCUCGAGGAGGGUAUACAAAUCGGGAGGCAGACCGUCGGGUUAACGAAGGGUAUCUACAAUGGACGGGCCUUUGCCGUUAGUACUUUUGCAGUCUUGUUGAAAAAGAGGUUCAAGGCAGAGGGAUCGCUCUCUGAUCUUGAUGAAGCAAUCGAAGUCUCAAAAACGGCUUUAAAUCAGACCCCAAGGGACUCCCCAUCCAGGACAGAGCAUUGGAAAACACUUGGGGAUCUUUUCGUUGGAAGAAACUCCAAGACCCGAGAUGAUCGUGAUAUCAGUCAGGCGGUGGAAAGUUAUCGAGCCGCUGUAGACCACACCGUGGGCCAGCCUUUGCGACGUAUCAUUGCAGCGGCGUCAGCGAUGCCGUACUGUCAAGAGUACCAGGAUGCUUAUGACAUAGGGCGGACAGCUAUAGCUCUAAUUCCUAGUCUUAUUGCAGCGCGGUCGCUUGAGACGAUCGACAGACAACACCUUCUCAGUCAUACAUCAGGGCUCACGGUAGCUACAGUGGGAGCUGCUGUUAAGCUCAAGAAAGAGCCAUCGGAAGUCCUUGGCCUCUUGGAGCAGGGUCGCGGUGUGCUUGGGUCAUCAUUGGGAGAAAUGAGAUCUGACAUCAAAGAGCUUCAGCAGGAUUUCCCUGGAUUAGCGGAGGAGUUUACACGUCUGCGGGACGAACUUGACUAUUCCACACAUGUGGAUACUAUAAGCCAAGCGAGCCCCUCGCGAAGUAAUGAUGGAGAUCAUCGACGCAUCGCUGCCAAGUCAUUUGACGAGUUACUACUGGAGAUUCGACAAAAAGCUGGCUUUGAGGAUUUCUUGGGUCCUUUAAGCACAGAGCAGAUUCUUGCUGCAGCAGCAUACGGCCCUAUCGUGGUUAUCAACAGCAGCUGGAUGGGAUGUCAAGCUAUCGUCAUCCAGGAAAAAGCACUUACCACUUUAGGUUUCAGAGAUCUCAAGGAGUAUGAGAUAAUCGACAGAGCAACCGCCGGUGACUUUGGAAGUGUCGAGACUCUGGAAUUCCUUUGGGAUCACAUCACAGGCCCCGUGCUGGAGGUACUGGGCUUGACGGGCACGCCAGUGCUUGAGCAAGAUUGGUCGCAUGUGUGGUGGAUUCCCACAGGGCCGAUAAGCAGAUUUCCACUUCAUGCAUCUGGACGGCAUCAAGAGCGUUCUGGAAAGACAGUCAUGGACAGGGUCAUAUCAUCAUACAGUACAUCCCUCAAGGCUCUCGUGCGGGGACGACGGCAGCGCGGAGUUAUAUCUGGCCCUUCACAGGCAUUACUUGUAGCGAUGGAACAAACCCCAGGUCAAGAUCCACUGCCGAAAGCUCGCGAUGAGAUUGAUGUGGUGAGCAGUAUUUGCAGCAGCAUGGCGGUACGACCCGUCACGGGCGUUUCAGACAAGAAAAACGCUUUGUCUUACUUACGAGACUGCAACAUAUUUCACUUUGCAGGGCAUGGUAACACGGAUAGCGACAACCCCUCCAAGAGUUAUUUAUGCUUUGACACAAAAGACCAUCUUACAGUAGGAGAUCUGCUAGCGCUGAACCUCCAUGAAAGGUCGCCCUUUCUCGCAUAUCUCUCUGCUUGUAGCACAGGUCACGUCCAAGACGACAAGUUCAUCGAUGAAAGCAUUCAUCUCAUAAGCGCAUGUCAGCUAGCGGGCUUUAGACAUGUCAUCGGGACGUUGUGGAAGGUACAGGAUGAUCACUGCGUCGAUGUCGCUCGUGUUACAUAUGGGUGUAUAAAGGAUGGGGGAAUGACGGACGAGUCGGUGUGUCGGGGGUUGCACAAGGCGACGAGGAUACUGAGAGAUGCCUGGCUGCAUGGGAUAAGUGGAGAGAAAGAGCCUGUGGUAGAGCUGGUGGAGGGGGACAGAGACGCAAGGACUAUCUACUCGUGCGAAGAACCGAAGUUGGUUUCUGCUUAUUGGGCUCCAUAUGUCCAUUUUGGCGUUUAA
Messenger RNA from Fusarium sp. VM40, 3453 nucleotides. The record is from the annotation of a GenBank genome assembly. Lineage: Eukaryota; Fungi; Ascomycota; Sordariomycetes; Hypocreales; Nectriaceae.